AUUUUCGGUUUGCUCAAUCCAUUGGAUCUCUUACAUCUGGCGCGUCUCAGCAAGGAUUUUCGAAAGGUGCUUAUGAGCAGGUCGACUAUAUGCGCAUGGAAAUCGGCGCACUCGAACCUUGAAGGAUUCCCAGGGCCUUUUCCUGGUAUGUCGGAGCCUGCGUGGGUUAAUCUUGCCUUCAUGGCAGAAUGUCAUUACUGCACCAAGAUCGUUCGGUGUCCUGAUAUGUAUCUGAAGGCUCGUCUAUGUCCUGGCUGUGCUAAAACGCGGUAUGUCACGUCAUAUUCAUCUGCGCUUGGGUGGCUAAUAUAUUGUUCAGCGUAUCAACGCCAGCGUCGCAAAAAUUUGGAUUGUUUCGCUUUGCAAAGUGAAUAUGACGCAAUGCGGGCCAAGAUCUCAACUAUGACUUCAGAUGAUGAACUUUGUCAAUUAGAAAUAGUAGAACAGUGUGCAUUUCUGCUCGAGCAUCGGAACCAUGCAAUUCUCUGCACACAAUGGCACGAUCAACGUGUGCGUGAUCGACAAGACGAGAUUGAUGAAUUGAAAAAGAGCAGGAAGGCAGCCAUCCGUGAUAAACUCAUAGAGCUUGGAUAUGAGAAAGAUCUCGAAAGCGUCAGGUUUCCGGAUUGCUUUGCGGAGCAUCGUCUUGUGAAGAAGAAUAGUCCUUGGACUGAUCGCGCCUGGGCCAAUAUCAAGGGCGAGAUGGUUCGCUGGGCAAAGUCAAUGAGAACUAGACGCCUGGCCAGAGAGCGUGAGGCUUUGAUCAACAGUCGCAAAUCGAUCGCUGUCGUCGUUCUCCGUCAGUACAAGAACGAGUCCACAAAUUAUCCUCUGAAGCGCUUCUUCCCCACCAUCGCCGACUUCUGUGACUUCCCUCCCGUGCGCGAGGUUUUGGAGCUCCCUUCGGAAGUGGUAGUAAACACACAGAGCUUCUCUGCAGUGGUUCCUCAAAUACCCUAUCUUUGCCGACGGUGGCGGGGAUAUGUCCGCGGCUUGUUGUCCCAGUUGAUUCUUGGACCCGACUCGCAGAUUCCCCCUGAAGAACACCUUACACACUUAAAAUUGGCACGCAGUGUACUGAUUUGUCAGUCUUGCAGUACCUUCCCACUUUCAUCCCAGCUGCAUCGAGGCCAUGAGGAUGAGGAUGACAGAUACAAGCUUGAGCCUCUCUUUUAUCCUCAAAUGUUGACUCACGCUUGCACAUCGCUUGGCUACAAACAGCGUUGCCCGGCUCCAGACGAAUCUUCCCGCCUUGUCCAUGAACACUACCGCUCCCGUGCUCCCUGGCAUACGACCUCGCUUGCACAAAAUGAGCAGUUCAAGAUGAUAGUUGAGACUAUAAUCCGACUGGUCGAACUCGAACCGAGUACUGCAAGUGUCCAGCACAUGGAUGACGCAGACGCCCAAUUUGAAUGUCUGCUCUGUGAACACAACCGGAUUACAAGACAUUCGGAGAUGGUCAUAUUGUACAACUGGCGAGAAUAUGUGAGUGUCUUGUAUAUUUUCUGGAGCAAGUAG
Desarmillaria tabescens is the source of this 1518-nucleotide messenger RNA. RefSeq lists its product as uncharacterized. The annotation marks the transcript as partial. The record is from RefSeq and is a predicted model, not a curated record. The transcript is spliced from 6 exons. Lineage: Eukaryota; Fungi; Basidiomycota; Agaricomycetes; Agaricales; Physalacriaceae.